Molecule: messenger RNA, 1652 nt
Organism: Dreissena polymorpha
Lineage: Eukaryota; Metazoa; Mollusca; Bivalvia; Myida; Dreissenidae
Product: intraflagellar transport protein 22 homolog
Exons: 8
Coding region: 235-867 (210 amino acids)
Biological process (GO): intracellular protein transport
Cellular component (GO): endomembrane system
Molecular function (GO): GTPase activity
Source: RefSeq, a predicted model, not a curated record
GCCUAAACCGGAAGUAGGCAUAUCGAUGGACGCAUUCCACGGUAUUCUAGCUGCAACUAAGAAUUGAUUGAUUAAAAUAUGUUUAAGGCAAAAAUUCUCGUUCUUGGCCCUUGUGAGGGAUGUCAAUUGACCCAAAUUUGAAAUCCGGAAAAUUAAGCUAGGGGUCUGGGACCGCAGGACCCCAACAGGGAUUAAGGGCCGAGUCCCUAUGGGGGAACUAAUGACCGGAAUUCAAUGAAACUUUAUGGGAAGCUUCACUACCAAGAGGAGAUGUGCAUAUUAUCAGCGGGUUCUUGUCGGAUGAUUUUUCACAGAAGUGGGAAAUCAGCCCUCUCUAACUUUCUAGCAGAUGCUACAGAAACAGCCAGUGGUGAUUAUCAUCCAACUCAAGGUGUACGAAUUUUAGAGUUUGAAAAUCACAACCCUAUGGCAGGGCAUGGCAGGCAGUCCACUGUGGAAGUGGAGCUCUGGGAUUGCAGUGGAGACAAGAAGUUUGAGACCUGCUGGCCCGCUAUGGCCAAGGACACCACAGGAAUCAUAUUUGUGUACAACCCAGACCAGCCCAACCAUGACAAAGAGCUGGAGAACUGGCAUAAUUUUUUCAUUGAAGAGCAAGGUAUCAAGGAAACGUCAUGCUGUGUGUUUGCUCACCACAAACCUAGUUCUCCUGAAAGGGAAAAGUCGCAACUGUCCCCCUCCGCGCACCCUUCUGCUCAGUGCUUCAGUAACAUCCCGGUGGUUCACACCAACAUAGAGGAGGAGGGAGAGUCAGUGCGGAACGAGUUCAGUCAAUUCUUAGCGAAACUCACUGUCGCCAUGUCAGAUAAACGUGAGCAGGAGGAACUAAGCAUCAUGAACCAUCGCUAAUCUGGCAAUUAUUGAUUGUAAUUGGGUUUAUAUUAUUUAAGGUGUUAACAAUGAAUUUACAGAUUAUGCUCCUUUUACAUGAUAAGUUAUUCCAUGAAGAAAAUGUGAACUUCCUACUAACAAGUCAUUAUGGUUUUCAUAAAUUAAAGUUGUGUAUUUAUUGGGUUAAUUUGUGUACAGGAGUUUGAUAAAGUAAUUAAUUGGUGGCUUAAUUUGUUUAUAGGAAUUUGAUUUAGUAAUUAAUUGUAUUGAAUCUCCCCUGUUAAUUUAUUUUCAUUUCUUUUUUUUUUUUUUAAGGUAUUGUUUUAGAAUGAUGAACUUCAACUGUAUAAUACAGUACCCUUACAUACCAUAUGAUUAUAAAUUUGUCAUGGGGCUUAACAUGUGGGGAAUAGGGGUUAUAGUAGUCCAAUAAUUUGAUUAAUUAAUAUUGAAAUUUUAUUUUAAAAAAGCAGGUAGAAACCAUGUAAUCUCAUUCCAGUUAAGCAAUUAAAUUAUGCUUUGUGUUUAAAUGUAAAAUGAAGGAAUGAAUAAAAUUUUCUUUUUAGAGUGUUGAUAAAAAUUGACUUUCUAUAGCAUUGGGUUUCAUUUUCUUUGAACAUUUUUGCAAUAUACAAUUUUUCAAUAAUGGAAAUAUUAGUAACAUUUUUUUAUCGCGAGACAAAUUCAUACGUACAUGUAUUCUAUGCAGUUUUUUUAUGAGGAUCAUAAAUAGUUAAAUAGUUAAUUAUGUGAAUCUGUAUUAAAUUUAUGUUAAUUUAAUUAAAUAAAUGACCUAUAUUUUA